AUGUCGAGAUAUGGCUGGUCUCUCAGCCGCGAGCAGAGCUCUCCGUACAGCUCCAUGGCGGGCGGCGUCCCUGCCGUGACGGACGAAGACUUUAGCUACAUCACAUCGCAAGACCUGGAAGAUCAUUCCUACCUCGGAACAAGACCCGGUGGUCCUCCGCCAGAGGAUGACGUACUACUUAUCAAAAAUAAGGGUGUAACAUACCCUGCGCAUUUCCCGGCAUAUUCCAUCGGAGACGGAAAGCUACGUGUGAAGGAUGUGCGGGAGCGCGUCGGCCUUAUGAUGGAGUUGUCUCAGAGUGCAACUCGCCGCAUCAAGCUUCUUUACAAAGGCCGCCAGCUUAAAGAGCCGGCUGCCCCUGUGCGGGACUACGAAGUGAAAAAUAACAGCGAGUUGUUGGCUGUUCUUCCAGACAUCCAAGACGAGAGCAGCCCGUCCGAAGAGGAAAUGGUCAUUGUCAACGACAACCAGUCAGGCCGUCGCAAGAAGAAGCGAUCCAAGAAGAAGGGGGCCAAGGCCGGUGGUGACUCUGCCAGCAGUCCUCGUGGUAGCACAUCUAACGUCGAAGCUAGUUCACCUACUGGUGCCGGUCCAAUGAAGAAGCUCGACGAGUUGUCCGAGGAAUUUACCAAGAACUGGCUCCCUCUCUGUGACAACUUCAUUGCGUCACCGCCAAGUGACCCCAAGAAGCGUGAGGAUGAGCACAGAAAGUAUUCCGAGUCGCUUCUGCAGAUUAUUCUACUGAAACUGGAUGCUGUGGACACGGAAGGGAUCCCAGAAGUCAGAGCGAGAAGAAAGGAAUUGGUGAAGAAGGUUCAAGAAACACUGAAAGCUUUAGAUGCGGCAAAGGCUUCUUAG
Metarhizium acridum CQMa 102 is the source of this 858-nucleotide messenger RNA. RefSeq lists its product as uncharacterized. The record is from RefSeq and is a predicted model, not a curated record. Gene Ontology annotation, cellular component: U12-type spliceosomal complex. Gene Ontology annotation, biological process: mRNA splicing, via spliceosome. Gene Ontology annotation, molecular function: protein-folding chaperone binding. Lineage: Eukaryota; Fungi; Ascomycota; Sordariomycetes; Hypocreales; Clavicipitaceae.